Molecule: messenger RNA, 878 nt
Organism: Verruconis gallopava
Lineage: Eukaryota; Fungi; Ascomycota; Dothideomycetes; Venturiales; Sympoventuriaceae
Exons: 2
Coding region: 147-878 (243 amino acids)
Source: RefSeq, a predicted model, not a curated record
CUUUAUGAAACGAAAAAUUAUAUCUGACCUAUUCCUUGCAAUCCAAUGCGUUAUCUAGCAAGCCCAAAAAAUUGCUCGAUUUGAAUGCCAAACUGAUGUAGAGCCAUUAAGUUCCAAAGCUAGGCAAUCAAGGAGAAGCAGCCAAGAUGCCAAAGGCACCCAAGUCCCUUAAACAAACCGUCUUAAAAACAAACAGGAUGACUUCAACUCCACAAGCAGCCGGUGCUAGCAGAUUUGGUUCAAAACGAGGAGCAACGCACUCGCAUCUCUAUACGGAUGACAAUCCUGAGACUACCCUACAUGGCACAGGAUUCAAGGACUCAGACACCGCUAGACACACAAUAAAGAUUGUCAGCAAACGGAGCUUAGCGUAUCAGUUCCAGACUAUCAACCCAAUGUAUCACCGCGCAAAAGGACAUCCAAACAAGACUCCUGGCAUUAAGGCCGCAAUGUCAAUAUUCGGAGAGUGGCUCACUAUCACAUAUCCGAACGCAAAGAAGUCGCUACGGGCCUCGGCCUUCAAGCCAGUCCUGAGCAAGGAAAUCAUGUCGGCGUAUGCAUCCAAGUGUCGAGCCGCCAUUUCAAAAGACGAUCUACGGUUCUUGGACGUAUACACUAGACUACCGACAAACAAACGCAUUACCAACGUGUUGCUAAACAAUUCAGAGCCCGGAGGGAAAGACUGGGAACAGGAACGAUACGACGUGCUCUGCAGGAUUGUGCCGGAGGGAAAAGAGGAAUUUAGUGAUUUUACUCUGGAAGAACUCUGGGAUACAGAGAGUCAGCCAACAGAUGUGCACCUUAGAUGGAUUGCGUGGGGAUGGAGCCCCGUUCCACACAGGACACUUGCGGGAAGAGCCAAAGCCCUCGUGUUGUAG